UGUAAUGAUGGAGGCUGGCGAUAGAAACAUAUCACAGAGAUUCGUCGUGUUUGAUGGCAUGCAUUUACCGCCAUUUGUACCUCUAAUGAAAGAUGCAAAGAAAAGAUUCGAAGAGAUCAGGGACAUGGAAUGCAGAAAGGAUGAUGUCAUUAUUGCAGCAUACUCUAAGUCAGGAACCCAUUGGAUUUGGGAAAUAGUUUGCAUGCUUCUAAAAGGCAGAGCUGAAUAUGCUAAAGAAACGAAAGAAUUUCUGUUCUUGGAAGCUAUUCCGGACAUGAGUGUUGUUCAUAACCUAGCCUCUCCAAGGCCGCUUAAUACGCAUUUUCCCUACCGUUGGUUACCGAAACAACAUGUGCAAAAUGGUGGGAAAAUUGUACAUAUCAUCCGGAAUCCCAAAGAUGUUGCGGUUUCACUGUAUCAUCAACUCUUACAGAGUGGCUUAUUUAAUGACUUCAACUUUAAAACGUUUCUGGAUCAAAUGUUCCUAGGUCCAGCAUGUCCCUUUGGCACUUGGUUCAAAUACGAGAGAGAAUUUGAAGAAGCCGAAAAGAACGACAAAUUCGGCUCAAUACACACAAUUCACUAUGAGAAUAUGAAAAAGAACCCAGAAGAGGAAACAAGAAAAUUAGCCCAAUUCUUGGAAGUGAACACAACUGAGGAACUAAUAGCAGAAAUUGUAGAUAAAUGUAGCUUUGAUAAGCUCAAACAGAUUGACAGCUCAUUUAAAGACCAAUCACAUUUAAAGAGGGUUAUUGGAGCAGAAGGCAUAAAAGUGCCAGAUAUAUAUCGCAAAGGAAAGAUUGGAGAUUGGAAGAACCAUUUCACGGUGGCUUUAAAUGAACAGUUCGAUGAUAUUUUCAAAGAAGAAAUGAAAGACUCCUCAAUUCAAGUACAGUUUGAAUAAAAAUAUUCUUUAACUGAAAAGAAGAUGGUAAUCAUGAUCUAUAGUAUGAGAAUUCAACCUUGCAUCUCAAUUCCGAAACUGUUUGUACAUUUGACCCCGCAUCUCAAACCUGAUUGUUUGUACAUUUGUCCUCGCAUCUCAAACCUGAAUUCUUUGUACAUUUGACCUUACUUCUCAAACCUAAAUUCUUUAUAUACAUUUGACGUCACAUCUUAAACUUAAUUGUACAUUUGAAAUGUAAUUAGCUUAAUCUUAUUACGUAGAUGAUUAAAACACGAGAGAUUUUGUAUAUUUUUUUUUAACCUAGAAAAUUUAUCGAUUUUGAAACUUGAUAAAUUUAAUUAUCAGAUUUAAUUUUAUAAAAAUAUAGUGUCUACAGAAUGUCGAUAUACUGGCGAGUGCAAAAUGUGUUCCAGUAUACCUGGUUGAGAAUUUAUGAAAAGGAAUUACGGUAAGAUGAGAAUUUCUAGACGAAAUGGAAACUUGGCGUUUGUGAUUUAAUUAAUCACAGUAAUGUUGUUAUUUUUAAUUAAUAAGCUAUAAUGCAAAAUACAGAGUGUCUAUA
Saccostrea echinata is the source of this 1469-nucleotide messenger RNA. Its product is annotated as sulfotransferase 1E1-like. The transcript has 5 exons. Gene Ontology annotation, biological process: sulfation. NCBI's taxonomy places the organism in Eukaryota, Metazoa, Mollusca, Bivalvia, Ostreida, Ostreidae. The record is from RefSeq and is a predicted model, not a curated record. Gene Ontology annotation, molecular function: sulfotransferase activity. Gene Ontology annotation, cellular component: cytoplasm. The coding region runs from base 5 to 904 and encodes 299 amino acids.